UAGAUCGAGAGUUCGGCUCUCGUGCCUGCGCGGUCGGACGCGUAGUUUUGCGCAAAAUAAUGUUCAGACUUUGGACCAGAAGCUCAACGCGGAGUUCAGCGACCGAUUUAAGCAAACGUACAUCUUAUUUUUAUCAGCAAAGAGAAUGUAGCGGACGCUCGAGUAACUCGUGUAAAUUAAUUUCGUAGUUCCAUAUAGACAGAGACCGUACUUUGCCAAGUACGAACUAGCUAACUGGCUAAUUCCCUGCGCAUCACUGUGAGCUUAGCCACGGAGGCUAGCAGUGCGCGCCCACGUCUUGCGAGAGUUUUUGGUUGUAAUAAACGCUUAACAACGAAGCAACUGGUUGAACCAAACAUAAUGGUAUGGGUCAAAGGGAUAUCAAAGCGUUCGAGGCGUCCAUGAAAAGAAAAAACGGCAUUCCUACUGUAUCUAUGUGUCGACUGGAUGUGGAGUCCCCUGUUGUGAAGAAGGAAGUUGAGCCCGGCGGAGAUGGUGGUGUCCUUUCCUCGUCAAGGUACAUGUUGGGCAGGGGGGUGAAACGUAAGCUGAGCACAUGCGAGGACCCUUCCCAGGACUUGCCAUAUCCACAGCAGAGGCAGCUGGUGCUGGACUUGUGUCUGGACAAGCUACAAAGCUGUCUGCAGCGAGCUGAACCCAGCCUACACCGCUCGGUCCUGCUGGCCAACACCCUCCGCCAGAUUCAGCAGGAGAUGAGACAGGAGGGGGAAACCUGCUUGCCACCAGCGUUGCUCGGCCCCUCACUCCCUCAUGCCUCGACCCCACGGCACUUCCCUGACCUGCCUCCCGUGCCCUUAGACUGUCCUCAACCCCCAACUGGAGCACGGUCCCCUUCAUUUCCCCUUAGGACGGCUGAUGAUGAGGAGGUCCAGUUGGGCGGUGCUGAAAAUGAGACUCUUUUGCCAUCCUUCGCUGGUGAAGACGACACAAGGUCGUUGGAUUCACUCUUUGGCUCAUUUGAGAUUACAAAUUCCACCAGCUACUUGACAGACUUGGCACUAGAUGACAUAUUUGAGGACAUCGACACGUCAAUGUACGACUCCUCUGACAUCUCUGUUCUGCCGUGUCCUGCGCAGAGAAGCGGUGGGGUGGAUGAAGGCCUUAAGAGCCUUUCCAGCUGCACCUCCAACAGCAGCCUGCAGCUUUGUCUCUCAGACCUCAACGACCUGGACCACAUCAUGGAGAUCCUGGUGCGCUCUUGAACCACAGCUCGCACCACAGUGUCCUCAUUCAGCCAUCCCGAUGUUUUCUAUGGAAAAUGAAUAUAAAGCGUUUAAUUUUUUUUUAAACAAGCAAAUAUUUUAUCUAUUUUUAUACAAAGGACUGCUAUAUUUAUAUAUAAUAAAAGGAAACUGCCUUACACACACUCACUGUAGGAUAAAUGCACAUUUUUAAGACUUAUCUGAUGGCCAAGCUUAUGCUGCCGUCCUUCAUAUAUUUAAGCAAACUAAGAUAUGAAUAUGCAGGGACUUUGGAAACAAAUACAAAGUAUUACCAUUGACACUUAUUUAUAUUGGAUAGCUACUUUAGGAGGAGGAGAUGGAAGAAAAGUGGAUCAUAAUGGAUGCUCUGUAGCUGUUGAUGAGCUGAACACUUUUUUUUUUUUUGUGCGCGAUUUCCACGCUAUUCUGAAACAUUACAUUUACUGUCAGUAAUUACAAUUGUCAGAUCAUGUCAUGCACAUGCAGCGCUCACACUACCUCUCAAGAUACCAAGAGCUCUUUCUCUAUACAAAGACUGUCAUUGUUACAACUAUAUUUGAAUGGUUUCUCUUCAAAUAACUUAAAAAAACUGCUGAUUGUUUUAUAAAUGGCUCUGCGUUCACAGGAAAGCCACCUCAAAUGGUGGGAUUCAGUCCAAAGCUAAAGCUGUAGAAGAAAUGCUUUUGCUCAUCUUUCUAUUCAACUUUUUUCCGAAACGUUUCUGACUUUUGGUUUCAGAACGAGCUGUUGCUUGUGUAAAAAGUGAGAUAUAUUUUCGAAUCACUCGGAAUUUAAUGCUAUUUCUACUUUUCACGUACAUGAUUGUCAGACACAGCCACCGUCGAAUCCCUCGUAUGAACAUAGUGCCUAUAAUGGAGAAUGAAGACUGCCGACGAUGAACUGCACACUGUGGAACCGCACAUAGACUUGCCUGAGAUUCUUGCUCUACCCCUAUGAACUUCCCUACAUGGGUUGUUUGCCGCUUUUUUGAGCAUUUAGCAGGACCCUCUGUCCUCUAAGAAGCCAUUACCUGAAUGUGGCUCCACAGCUCCAUUCUGUCCUUCAUUGUGAUCUACACUGCAAAAAGCUGAUCGUGGAUGCAUCUUGUGCUGUUCUGAAUGUCCAAGCUUACUCACAAGAAAAAAUUCAUCCGAACUGAUGUCUCACCUGCUUACUUUAUUCCUCUCAUCACAAGUUUUAGGCCCGUUUGAGCCAUCUCAUGCACAACUUUUUGAAGUUAUUACUGCUACAACACAAGAUGGUAGACCAGAGCAAGGGCCCUUCAUAUUUGUGCUGCAUUUACAUCCACUGAACUACAAGUUGGUGCAAUCGAAUGCAAAGAGCCACAAGCUGCGGUCUGCAUAAAGACAGGGCAGAGACAAGGGGGAGGGGAAGAACUAGAGAGCCAGAUUAAGGGGGGAGGGGGGAGUUAAAGCAAACAGCUUCUGUCACGUGGAGAGCCGUGCUAGUGGUAAAUGCUACAUUGAGAGUUUGACAACAGCUGGUAUGUGUUCACUCUCAUUGGUGCGCUCAAAACAAGCCCCGCCCCCAGCGAGGCCCACAGGGGCUCCGUUCUCUUCCCGACCAAUCAUUUUGAUUCAAGGGAGGAGCCUUAUUCUUAAUGUGGAAUAGAAUAGCAAGCGGUUCAAUUUGGUUGGAAUGUGUUCCCUUGCCUUAUGGCUCUCUGAUCAUUACUGACUUAGUCUUAAUUUGGAUUAAAUUUUGGCAUUCCAGCAAAAAUACAAUGAGAUAUUCAUAUAAUAAUAAACUAAUUACAGAGCAGACACCCCAUCCUCCCUUCCCCCUCACAAGACACAUGCAUCGCCGCAGAGAAAACCCAACACUCACAAAGUUUACACACAGAUUUUAGAAAACAUACUUGUGUUAGAUGUGACCAGAUUAUGGUCCGCAUCAGCAUGGUCAGAUUAUCAGCAACCUGUUAAUGCUGAGAGCUGUGGAUCCUAAUAAGUGUGUAGCUUUGUAAACUUGAUCAGUUUGUUUCUUUCUCUUUUUAUUUGUGUUGUUUGUAUAUAUAUUUGUAUUUAUACAUUUUGACUGAAGAUCAUGAUAUAAUAUAUUGCUUUUAUUUAAGAGUGAAAUAUCAUCAUUAUCGGUCUUUAGGAGGGUUUUAUUUGUUAUUUGAAGCGUGAUUUGUACUUCACCUCCUCUUCUUAGUAAUAAUUAACAUGUACAUAGAUGAUACAGAAUUAUGAAGAGAUGUUUAUCAUUGAAAUAUUUGUAAAGGUUUCAAUCUGUGCUGACUCUGAACUGAGCAAUGAUGGGAUGUUUUCUACUGUGUGUUCAGUUCCCUUUGGAUCAGGCAGUUUAGGCAGCUUUUAAACUUUUUAUACGAAAGUGGUUAAGAUAAUCGAGGAGAGUUUAGAGUUGUUGGCCUCAUUUAAAUGUAAUUUGUCCUGCUGCUUGAAUUUCAGUCUUUUGAAGGACAUUUGUUUUACAAUAAUCAGCCCCAGGAGCCUCUGGUUUUUAACUAAUGUUCAUUAUGGUUUAGUCUCAGUAUGUAUUGCAGUAAUGCACAGAGCAUCAGUGAAAAGGAGUUCACACUGUGUUGUAAACUUGUGAACGGCCUAGUCAAAUAAUGUAUGGUACGUUUCAUGUACCGGUUGCACAGAGAAUACAAAAAGCAGCAAGAGUUUGUAUUUUCAUGGUCCUUCUCAAAUUUGCUUGGUUGUUAUGCACAAAAUAGCAAGCUUUAAACUUCACCUCAUCUUGUUGAUUUGGCAGUUUAUUUUUUAAGCGAAGUUAAUAAAUAAUUAUAUAAUUAUAUAUCCUAAUGAAAUUGUAAUAUCAGAAAGCUCAAAAUGUCACUUUGUCCUAAGUGCAAUAUGAAAAAAAAAAAUGAAUAUAAAGCGCUGUUUUGCCUACUUGCAAAUGACACAAUGUAGUGAGCCUAUAUAACUUUGAAUGAAUAAAAGGCUAGGUAUUUUUUUUAUUUAUAUAAAACAAUGACUUUAAUCCCUACAAUUUAUUCUUCCCCCAGCAACUAUCUUUUGAUCUGUUGCUAUCUGUUUUGACCACAGAUUUUAUAUGAGGUCUGUAAAUAAUAAAGCAUUUUCUUUUGCAGUCAUAUUCUAUGCAAUAUUGUAGCAGGUCAGUAUGUCAAAUAAAAAAAAAUGGAAAUGGAAA
Molecule: messenger RNA, 4367 nt
Organism: Pimephales promelas (fathead minnow)
Lineage: Eukaryota; Metazoa; Chordata; Actinopteri; Cypriniformes; Leuciscidae
Product: SERTA domain-containing protein 2
Cellular component (GO): nucleus
Molecular function (GO): transcription regulator activity
Source: RefSeq, a predicted model, not a curated record